UUUGGGGUUGCACCAGCUCGCCGACGGUCAGAUAAACGCAGAGGUAAUAAGAUCAGGACAUGGAGUUUGCAGAGCUGAUAAAAACUCCCAGGGUCGAUGGCGUUGUCCUACAUCGACCUUUUCUGCCCACUGUGGAGGGGACAUUGUGUCUGACAGGACAUCACCUGAUUCUCUCCUCCAGGCAGGACAACACAGAGGAACUGUGGCUGCUCCAUUCAAACAUAGACUCCAUAGAAAAAAGAUUUGUUGGGUCUCUUGGAAGCAUCAUAGUCAAAUGCAAAGACCUGAGGGUGAUCCAGCUGGACAUCCCUGGUAUGGAGGAGUGUCUUAACAUUGCCAGCUCCAUUGAGGCUCUGUCUACAUUGGAUUCCGUCUCCUUGAUGUACCCUUUCUUCUACCGGCCAAUGUUUGAAGUCAUUGAAGAUGGCUGGAAUUCUUUCCUUCCAGAGGAUGCUUUUAAAGAUCUGGAAUCCAUGACAGAUGAGUGGAGACUGAGUGAAGUCAACAAGGACUUCAGUGUGUGUCCAUCAUAUCCACCUCUAGUGGCUGUGCCCAAAGAUAUUGAUGAUGAGACACUAAGGAAAGUUGCAACGUUUCGACAUGGUGGGCGUUUCCCAGUUCUCAGCUACUACCACAAAAAGAAUGGCAUGGUCAUGAUGCGAGCGGGGCAACCUUUAACGGGCACAAAUGGUCGGCGGUGCAAGGAAGAUGAGAAGCUGAUCAACGCCACUCUGCGGCCAGGAAAACGCGGCUACAUCAUUGAUACACGCACUAUCAAUGUGGCCCAGCAGGCCAAAGCUCGAGGUGGAGGGAUUGAGUCGGAGGCUAACUACCCCCAGUGGAGGAGGAUCCACAAAGCCAUUGAGAGGUCGAACGUCCUCCAGGAGAGCCUGAUUAAGCUGGUUGAGGCAUGUAAUGACCAGUCACACAAUAUGGACCGAUGGUUAAGCAAGCUAGAAGCGUCCAAUUGGCAGACUCAUGUCAAAGAGAUCCUGACCACCGCCUGCCUGGCUGCCCAGUGUAUUGACAGGGAGGGAGCAUCGGUGCUCGUUCACGGUACAGAAGGGACAGACACUACUCUCCAGGUUACCUCUUUGGCCCAGAUCAUCCUUGAUCCAUCCUGCAGGACCAUCAGAGGUUUCCAGGGCCUUGUAGAGCGAGAAUGGCUCCAGGCAGGUCAUCCAUUCCAGCAGCGCUGCGCCCAGUCGGCCUACUCCAACAGUAAACCUCGCCAAGAAGCUCCCGUUUUCCUGCUCUUCUUGGAUUGUGUGUGGCAGAUCCUUCGCCAGUUUCCGUGUUCCUUUGAGUUCAGUGAGAGCUAUCUGGUACUUCUCUUUGAGCACGCCUAUGCCUCUCAGUUUGGUACUUUCCUGGGCAACAGCGCCGCUGAGAGAGCUAAACUGUCACUGCCUGAGAAGACAGUGUCUCUAUGGUCGUGGGUGAAUCGGCACCAGGAGAUUGAGCGGCUAACCAAUCCACUCUUUGAGGCCAACAGUCUUGUGAUCUGGCCCUCUGUAGCCCCCCAGAGUCUGCUCCUGUGGGAAGGAGUGUUUCUUCGCUGGAACCGCUCCUCGAAGUGUUUGGACGAGGCCUACGAGGAGAUGGUUCAUAUAAUUGAGUACAACAAGGAGCUUCAGAACAAAGUGAACAGUCUUCGCAGGCAGCUGGCUCAGCUCGAAACUGAAGACCCUCUGCUACAAACACCAUAGAGAGCCAAUGAAAGAGAGAAAGGGAGAUUCGCAGAAUAAAAGAAAAGGGCAGAUUAUUAGAAAACCAUGAAAUACAGAUCAGGUGAAUGGCAGGCAGAUUGGAGGCUUUUUCUAGGAUCAAAUUAUCUUCAGACAUAUGAGAAUACGUAAUCUUGCAUGCACUCUCGUAUACGUUUUCUCUGUGUGUGGUCAUAUGUUUUUGUGGGCAUUGUUUUCAUUCAGCAGUUGGAUGUCUGCUUACUCCAGGGUUCAUAUUCUUACAGUUCUUAUUGCUGAAUGUAUACGCACUGCAGGGUAUCUAUGGCAACAUAUAGGGUGCUAUAAGUGACUCUGCGGCACGCUGAGAUGAGAUGAUAUAAUCGGCGUAGGCAGGGUCAACACCUACUCUACUGUACAGCGAGAGGGGAGGCUACUUUAAUAUGCAUCUGACCAAAGUUAUCUGGCUUCUGGCGCUGUUGUCACAUUGACAUUCCAGUAAAAAAGCAUAAAAAAAUGAAGAAAAUUACACCAAUAGUUUAUGUAAUCCAAUGUCAAUGUCUAGUCACAUUUGUUUCCAUGUUGAAUUUGGUCAUAUUUGAGAAGUAAACAAGUAAAAUAAAUGUAAGAGUAAAAGAUAAAGGUGACGGUCAGCAGUGCAAGCGAGGCUACGAUUUCUUAAAAAGUGAAAGUGAAGCAGGUUAUUGCUUAAAAGACAAAUGUACAGUAUAUUUUGUCAAUAUAAGUUGAAUUCAAGUGCAGUUUUUAACAAAAUGCGUAUCUUAUGUUUUGUAGUUAAUGAGCCAAAACUAAUGCAUUUUAGUUACUUUAUGUGUGUAUAUAUGUAUCUAUGGAGUCGAUUUACUAUACUACAGUAUAGCUAUAUAUAACUCUAUAAUUAUAAGUUUUGUAAUUAGUUAUUUUUGCUGUAUUACCUUAACAUUGCCAUAUUUGAUGAUAAAUCACUUUAAUGUUUGAGGUACAAACAUUCCAAUAUAUCAAACUAAUGUAAAGUAAUAUGAACAGACACUUUAGUCAUGGGGCGCAAAGUCUGCGUAUUUGAUGACAGGCAGCAGUGCAUCAUGGGAAUGUUCCCUUCACUGUCAAUAAGUUGCAUCCAAAAUAAUAUCUCAUGUCAACAACAACACAGCAAAGGCAGUUUAAAAAAUGUCGGCCUCUCAAACCUUUAAAUACACUGUCACUAACAAACCCGUUGGACAGAUUCACAGUGAAAUACUUUGGCUAAAAACCUGUUCACAGUUCAUCUGGGUACUGUUCAUUUUGUUUGUCUGAGCACAACAAAGUGUUUUAAUAUUUUCGUUGAUCUGCUUUGCUUUGAGAAUAAUGUAAUAAUCACACUAAACUAAAGUAAUUGUUGCCACUACGUUUAACUGCUUUAUUAAUGAAAAGUUUACACAUAUUGCAAAUCUGCACUAUAUACAUUGCACCCCAAAAAAUAUCCAGAGCGUACAUGAAUGGAAUGAAGAGUGGAGUGAUGAACAGUUAUAUGUAUUUCCUUUGUUUGUUUGCUUUUUUUUUUUAUCAUGCAUCAGAUUGUCUUUAAAUGAUUAUUUUUUGCAAUGCCUUACUGUUGAAGAAUUCAUAAUGAAAAGAUUUAAGUUUGUGUAUCACUGCUGAUUAAAUGUCUGUAUUUGUUC
Messenger RNA from Sphaeramia orbicularis (orbiculate cardinalfish), 3343 nucleotides. RefSeq names its product myotubularin related protein 9 (gene mtmr9). The record is from RefSeq and is a predicted model, not a curated record. Gene Ontology annotation, molecular function: protein phosphatase binding. The transcript is spliced from 11 exons. Gene Ontology annotation, cellular component: cytoplasm. Lineage: Eukaryota; Metazoa; Chordata; Actinopteri; Kurtiformes; Apogonidae. Bases 60 to 1709 code for a protein of 549 amino acids. Gene Ontology annotation, biological process: phosphatidylinositol dephosphorylation; negative regulation of autophagy.